UUGAGGAAAACUUUUGCACUUCCUGGAUACUGUUCGAGUGUUUGGAUUUCCUCGGGGCGAUGUGUUUUGGGGAGACAAAAAGCACUACCUGAAUAAAUUGAAUCAAAUCCUCCAUCAAAAUGAGUUGGAUUCCUUUCAAGAUUGGACAACCGAAAAAACAAAUCGUUUCCAAAACGGUUGAAAGGGACUUUGAGAGAGAAUAUGACAAGCUCCAAAAGCUGGAGGAUCAGACGAAAAAGCUUCACAAGGACAUGAAGAAGAGUACCGAGGCGGAUGUAGCUAUGUCCAAGGCAGCGGUGAAGAUUUCGGGAGACUUGCUGAGCAACCCCCUCUGUGAGCAGGACCAGUCCUUCCUGGACUUCAUGGCGGCUCUGGACACGGCCAUGAAGCGAAUGGACGCCUUCAACCAGGAGAAGGUGAACCAGAUCCAGAAGACUGUCAUUGACCCUCUGAAAAAGUACAGCAGUGUGUUCCCUAGUCUGAACAUGGCGGUGAAGCGGCGGGAGCAGGCCCUGCAGGACUACAAGAGGCUCCAGGCCAAGGUGGAGAAGUACGAGGAGAAGGAGAAGACAGGGCCCAUCAUGGUCAAGCUGCAUCAGGCCCGAGAGGAAUUACGACCGGUCAGAGACGACUUUGACGCCAAGAACAAGCAGCUCCUCGACGAGAUGCCCAAAUUCUACCACAGCCGCAUCGACUACUUCCAGCCCAGCUUUGAGGCUCUCAUUCGCGCGCAGGUGGUAUACUUCACUGAAAUGCACAAGAUCUUCAGUGACCUGACGGAUCAGAUUGACCAAGCGGGCCUCACAGAUGAGCAGAGGGAGAGGGAGAAUGAGGCCAAACUGACCGAGCUGCGCGCACUGUCCAUCGUCGCGGAUGACUGAGGAGAAAUCGGCGGAAGCACGUCUUGACUUCAUAUAUACCCCCCUACCCACCCAUUUGCCUUGUUACACUCCAGUGAAUGGUUUGUUAUCUCAAAGAAUUAAUCGUUGGUCUUUUUAGUGUGAAAAGGUGACCACUGUGGUCAUUGUCCGGCUCACUGUCAGAUUCGACAGACACUGUAUUUAAAUUCAUAUUUAUUUAUUUCGCAGUGAUUUUUGUUAUUUUAAUUUUUUUCAUCAGCCUAACCUCUUAAUUUUUAACUUGUAGAAAACACUAAUAAGCGUUUCAGGCAGAAAGCCCCCCUUGAAAGCCAUCUCUAACAAUGAAGUUGGCUCAGAGCCAGCGCUGGGAAAGACUUGAUUUUUUUUUUUUUUUUUAACUCAUCACGCAUUGAAAAUGUGCUGAAGUGGUCACCCACUCAUUUGUGAGCCACGCGCUGUUUCUCCCUAUUGUCCAUCAUCGGUGAAAGCUUCUCGAGCUCGGCUUUGCGUUCACAUUUUGUAAGGGAAAGGGAGGGGGAAAAAAUCUCAACCCUCAUCGGAAAGACCGGAAUCGCCGUUUAAUGGCAAGUCACUUCUUUUAUAUGCUUUAUGUGAAGUGUGGCCCCUAAUGGCUUGUGUAGGCUUCUGUGUUUGCCACCUGCGUCGAAAACGGGCACAAACAUAAAGCAAGAAUAAUUAUUUGCUCUGGGUUUAUUUGAAUCUUUAAAUCACUUUUAUAUAGUUUUAUUUCAAGUCAAGUCAGGUUUUAUUGAUAUAGUCCAUUUUAUACACAGAACGGUAGCCCAAUGUGCUUCACAUAAUCAUAACGAUCACAUAUUAAAUAAAAUAGUUAAAAUGUCAUGUCAAUCAAUUAAAAUAGUUAAAAUAAAAUGAAAGCAUGGGACUUCAUAGGGAACAGUUUUAUUUUGGCCCUUCUAAUCCGCUCAUUUCCGUUACAUCACACAUAGUGAAUAGACAUUUUUAAUGACCAUUGUUUUAGUUAUGAUCCAGUGACAGGCUACACCGUUUCUUACAUUAAACAUGUGUUUGUGUAAGAAUAGAAUGUUUAUAGACCAGCUCUCUGUAACUUAGUCAAACUGUUGAGGUGGUGGAUGCGCUCAAUUCUAAACAUUAAGUCACCAUUCCUGUCACUGCAGUGCAUUCCAUAUUGGUUUAUAAGGACACAUAGGCCUACUGUAUGGUGCUAUAGUGUCAAUUAAUCCUCACUUCAGUGGAUACAACAAUGUAUCUGACCUGAUCCUGGCCAAAAUAAUACUGUGGCGCCCUCUCUUGGCAGUGCAACACCUUAGUAGGACUGUCUAUUUUGUUGAAGGUUUGAAUAGUUUUUCUCUUUGUCUUUGACUGUUUUGUUUUUAUAUGGAUAGGAUUGUUUAGUAGAGAGCUAAUUUAUCUUGGAUAGUGUUACACAGCCAUAACACUAACGUUUCAGUGCCAGUCCAGGCCCUUUUGGUCGGUAGGACCAAUCCCCCACAUCAUGUUAAAAACUGUGUUGUAAAUAUUGCCUGUGAAAUUAUACAAUUAAAUUGCUAAUGUCAAUCACUGUAUGAGGAAAGACAAGCCCAAAUGAAGAAGUGACUUGUUUUGACCAUGCAAAGCUCCUCUGACUGUUGGAAUGUUUUAAGGAAAAUGUCCUCUUCAAAAUUGUGCCUUUGUGUUCCUCUGUGUAAUUUUCAGAGGUCAUUGUAGCUCAGCAAAAUCACUGUUUUGCUCUUUUGUCAAUGUAUUUUCCACUGAGGUCCUAAAUAUUGUUUGGAUUUAUUAUCAACACAUACUGCAUCAUCUCAUUCCUUACAUCUGACUGAGUAACUGGUGUUUAUUUAGCCAUAAUUGUUUUACUUACCUAUUUUGAGUCAACUCCUUCUGGUUACAUGGUGUUUGUAGGAACUAAUUGUGUGUCUUUUUAUUAAAAGAGGGUACAUUUUAAAA
Messenger RNA from Alosa sapidissima (American shad), 2807 nucleotides. RefSeq names its product bridging integrator 3 (gene bin3). Gene Ontology annotation, molecular function: lipid binding; protein binding. NCBI's taxonomy places the organism in Eukaryota, Metazoa, Chordata, Actinopteri, Clupeiformes, Clupeidae. Gene Ontology annotation, cellular component: cytoplasm; actin cortical patch. The coding region runs from base 120 to 881 and encodes 253 amino acids. The record is from RefSeq and is a predicted model, not a curated record. Gene Ontology annotation, biological process: plasma membrane tubulation; endocytosis; actin cortical patch localization. The transcript has 9 exons.